GGCGGAUGCAUUGAUGUGGGGGCCGUGUUUUUAAAGAUGCGCACAGUCCCGCUUGCAAAAGUUGGUGCGUGAUGCUGGGCAUGUUUGCGCCGUCUUUCCCAUCCACCUAGGCUUCGUUUCUGGCCACAGCUCUAGGUCAGAUGGCUACUAAUGAGGUGGAGCGGCUUCGGGAACAGCUCGAGUCUCUUCAACGAUCACAUGAUAUCCUAGUCAAGAGCUUAGCAAUUGUCCCGGGAGGCCCAUUCGUCCCGCCAGAGACACCAACUUUCCAGCGACAAGCGACACGUCCCAGCCUCGCGUUUGCCGAUGCGUCAACCUUAUCCGACACUGAUUCCGAGGAGGACGAGUCGUAUUUCGUGCAGGAGGAGUUGCCGUCCAAAUCUUUCGACCACGAGCACCUGCGGGCACACUUACAGAAUCACAAUUGGAAAGAGCAUGGACGAGAGAUAUUAGCGCCGCUUAUCAAGGACCCGGGGAAGCUUUCGAAGCAGCCUCAUCUGUUCCAUCUUGGCCCAGGAACCCCAGAUGAUCGCUCUCACUACUCACAUUUCCAGGUCUACGAUGUGGGACCUGAUGGCGCCACGGAGCUCAUUGAGACGAGUGGUAGUCACAGCACGAAUACCAUGAGUAGAGCUACGGAAAUAUGGCAUUCCAUCAGAAAUAUCGGCAAUAGCACGGACAAGCCAACUGUAGGCCGUAUCACGAUUGCACGGGAACCAGCACCGAUUCUCUUUGGCGCACUGCAUCUCACGCUUAAUGAUACGUUUGAUAUGGACGAACUGUUUAAGCACUUGGUACAAACGGAGGCCUCGUCAGCCCAUAUGCACCGCGCAUUCAAGGAAGAUCAAAAGCACCAGAAAACGUUUUUCUUCACUUUUGAGUACUACACGAUUCUGGGGGAAGACUGCAAGCCAAUGGAUUGGCAGCGCGCAGACAAGGCCUAUGACCCCAAAGGAUCACACCUCCCCCUCUCCCGCUGCGGCGCCGUCGUCGCCCUCGCCCUCUACGACCCCAAACCCCGCCGCAUCCGCAACCGCGGCCGGCGCGCAAAAACGCAGUAUGGCUGGGUGCAGGACAUCUGGUCGCCGUGGCAAGUCCUGCAGCUGGAGUGCUUUCCCGACUGGCGUGCAACGCCCGACACCUUCGAGUCCGGCAACCGCUUCCUCAACGGCCCGGAAGCCUUCCUGCACGCUCUGCUAACCGAGUACCGCGACGCCCGCAAACGCUAUGAGGAGAUUUACACGCGGAUCACCGAGCUGAUCACACCGCCGCUGGGGUUUUUGUUCGAUGCGGAACUGAGGGAUCAGAGGUUAUUUGAAGAUCGCAAGUUCACGUGGACAAGAAGGUAUUUCUACGCGCACCAGACGCUCGGGAAUGUGAAUGAUAGCAUCAAGUCCAUGAUUGAUGCUUUUGAGGAUACGUUCACGGACGAGGUUUGGGAGGGGAAAAGCAAGACGCUGUGGCCGCUGUACGAGGAGUCGCCGCGCAACGACCACUGGAAACGGCGGCUGCGGACGCUGAGGCUAGCGUUUGAGCGCGAGAUGAAGGAACUCCGGACGCUGCAGCGCGAGAACAACGAGCGGCGGCAGGAGGUCAAGAGCUUGCAGGACCACCUCUUCUCCGGCACCAGCAUCCAAGAGUCCCGCAAGAGCGUCGAGCUGUCCGACAUCACCGUGCAGCAGGGCCGCAACAUCAAGCUGCUCACCAUCGUAAACUUGUUCUUCAUGCCCCUCACCUUCGUCACCUCCGUCUACGGCAUGACCAACAUGCCCGGGGACCCCUCGCCGUACUGGCCCUUCGCCAUCACCCUCGCCGCCGUGUGCGUCCCGUUCUUCAGCCUCAUCGGCUUCCUCUCGACCGACUUCGGGUACCGCAUCUGGGUCCGCAAGACCAAAUCGCUGUACCGCUGGCUGCGGCCCAAAGCCGCUGGGCCACCCCAAGAAGAUGACGAGGCGUUUGAGCCGAGGCCGGUGGACCGAACGUUGAGCACGGAGGAGGGAAUGAGGUUGAGGAUGGGGGCGGGGCCCGGGGGGAAGGGGAACAGGGAGAGGAGGCCAACGGUAGACAGUGGGAAGGGUAGGGAGAGUCUGAGCCAUCCGAAUAUAAGGCGGAUGGUUGAGGCGAUGGGGGAGGGGCGGCAGAGUGGGCUGGUGCGGAUGGGGAACGUGACGAGGGAGAAGGAGGGGGGCGGGGAUGCGGUCGUUGAUAUGAAGGGUGGUUGACGUACACAUCAUGGCAUUGCGCUUUCGUCCUAU
Paraphaeosphaeria sporulosa is the source of this 2255-nucleotide messenger RNA. RefSeq lists its product as uncharacterized. The record is from RefSeq and is a predicted model, not a curated record. Gene Ontology annotation, biological process: metal ion transport; transmembrane transport. The transcript is spliced from 3 exons. Lineage: Eukaryota; Fungi; Ascomycota; Dothideomycetes; Pleosporales; Didymosphaeriaceae. The coding region runs from base 141 to 2222 and encodes 693 amino acids. Gene Ontology annotation, cellular component: membrane. Gene Ontology annotation, molecular function: metal ion transmembrane transporter activity.